AUGAGCCCUGCGGCUGCGCUCGUCCUCCUGCUGCUGCUGAGCCGGGGCGAGGGCGGCCUCCCGCAGCCGCCGGCUCCCCGCGGACCUGCCGCCGACCGCCCCGACGCGCUGGACUCGCCUUGGGACGGCCUCGGCACGGGCGGCCGGCUCCGGGGCCGCGGAGCCCAGGCCCGCCUCAGCCUGAGCAGGCGCGCGGCCACCAGGGGCGGCGCCGUCCUGAGCGGCCAUGGCCGCCUCGCCUUCCCGCCGCGCGGGCCGCGCCUCAGCGUGCGCGUCCUGCUGCGCGCCCCGCACCGCCUGUCGCGCCGCGCGGCGCCUGCGCACGUCGACGUGCACGUGUGGGCCCCCGGCGGCCGCCUGGCCCUGGCCUGGGCCGUGCGGCUGUCGCGACCGCUGAGGCGGCCGCCCGGGCUUCCGGCCUGGACCUUCCUGCUGCGGUGGCUCGGGCCUGGGGAAGCGCGUGGGGCCCUGCGCUUCUCGCCCCGCUCCGUCCUGCCCGAGCCGCGCCCCUCCGCCGACUUCGUGGCCCAAACCCCGUGUCCCACAGACGGGCCCGUGCCCGUCGUCUUGCAAGCGGCCAACGCGUCGGGCCACAGAGCCCUCGAGUCUUCGGUGUCCUGCCAGGUGGCUCGCUGCCGCCUCUACGGGGUGAGGAUCAACAGGAAAGCGGAUGCGGAUCAUGUGCGCCUGACCAGGAAUGAAGAAGUCACCCUCAACACCACCACGGACAUGGACUGCAGGCGAUAUCAGCAGAUGUACCAGAGGUGGUAUUUGUAUUCCGUGCCCGCCGUGGGCGAUGAGCCCGAUUGGAUGCAGCCUUUGCGGGUGGCUGGGCUGGGGGACAGCAGGAACCCGACCGUCGUGCACAUCCCCAAGGCUUCCUUAAGUUGGGGGGUGUACUUGUUCAAUUUCACGGUGGUAAUCAACACGUGGGAUCCCGCCGCGAGGGUGCUCACAGAGUCAGACAGGAUCUACGUGUGGAUCGUCCGGAGCCCCUUGGUGGCCGUUCUUGCUGGGGAAGCAAACAUCACGGCCAGCUACACAGAUGAGCUGAUCCUGAAUGGGAGCAUGUCCUCGGACCCCGAUGCAAACGACACGUUGCAGGGGCUCCUCUUUUCCUGGUACUGUACCACGAAUCCAAAAAACUACAAUGGAGAUCAGAUACAGGUGGUGAGCAAGGAAGUGUGUCACCCAGCCCAGGCUAACCUGAGGUGGCCAAAGGCCCGGGACCCUGUGCUGGCCCUCUCACCAGGACUGCUUAAGGGGGGCCAGGCCUACUUUUUCAGAAUGGUGAUUCGCAAAGGCAACCGAAGAGCAUAUUCUGAUAAAACGGUACAUGUGCUGCCGGGACCAACACCUCCAGCACACAUUUUAUGCCUUGAAAACUGUGGUAGCCAUUUAAUUGUCUCAGACCGGUUUUCUUUGUAUCUCAAUUGCACUGACUGUGUAAGCAGUGAUUUGUAUAACUGGUCAAUUGUGUCUGAGCUGGACGUGGAGAUGCCUGUUGAUUGGACAGGGCAAACGUUCACAGGGAGGAAUACUGCUUAUCUGUCUCUGAAAGCUUUUGCUCUCAGUCAUUUUGUGGAAGCUAAGUUUUGGGUUUCUGUACGUGUCACAAGUUGGGGUGGGAAGACCCUGGAAUUCAAGCAUCCCAUCGUUAUGAACCAUGGCCCUCAAAGCGGAGAAUGCAAAAUUAAGCCAGCUAACGGAAUUGCAUUUGCCACCAAAUUUGUGAUUGCGUGUAAAAAUUUCACAGAUAAGCACAUGCCUCUGACAUAUAAAAUGAUCGUUUCUGAUUUGGAAGGCAUAGCUGAAAUCAGUUCAGUCCAAGAGAACACGCUGGGUUCCAUCCUGCACUUGGGGACAGACUUCACAGCGCCCCUCUCCUUUCUCCCUGUCGGUGUGUCAGCUGAUGGUCACAAGUUGAAGAUAAUUGUUCAGGUUUAUGACUCUCUGGGAGCUUUUACUCAGGUAACCUUGUACUCCACAGUGGAGCCUCCUACGAGCAAAAACUCAUCCAAGACGGUGCUGGAUCAGUUACUGAAUUCUACCAUGGGCCCAAAUUCAUCACUCUCUAUUCUACUUCAAGACCAGAAGUUUUUACCCGCAGGUUACUUAAUGUAUGUUAUAGCUUCCAUUUUAAAUAACAUGAAGCCUGAAUUGGCUUUGCAGGGUGACAAAGUCAGGCUGCGCGAGCACCUUCUCAACCAGUCUUCCGUUCUCCCACUGAGCAGCUUAGUGGACAUCAGCCAAGUAGUUGUGACCGUCGCCAAAUUAACCCAGAAAGCCUCUGAAUUCACUCCAACUGCUCGGCAAAACGCCACCAUGAGGAUGUGGCUGGCCAACCAAGGCCUGCAAAAAUAUCAGCGGAGAGAUAAGCACUUCCGCUGUGAACAGAUAGAAAUCGUAAGCACUGGAAUAUUGACAAGCCUGUCUAACAUCCUGAACCAGAGUGCCCACCACGAAGUGUUCGAAGAUCCUUUCUAUCUGGCAGAAUCCCUGUCAGACACCUUGCUGGCUUGCAAGGUGCCAGCGAAUGAAGCCAUGAUGCAGAGUGCCACCUUGAAGGUGUACUUGGAGAAGACGGAGAAGGGGAAUGUGACCCAGGUCUUCAAAAACACGCAAUUCUGCCAACAUUGUUUUCAGGCCACCCUCAAUGGGAGCAGAGUUCCUGGUCUGCCCAUAAAGACUGUGGUCUCUACGGCGUUUUGUGAGUUUGCCGAGGACCCCUUUCCUUGGUUACAUUACCCAGAAACCACUUCAGCCGAGGUGUUUGGAUUCAGAAUGUGGGGAGCCACAGAGAAUGCGGACGCCAGAGAGAUCACACCCAACGUGCUGGAAGUGUUCCUCAACAGGAAGAACUUGACUUUUGCGACGUUUAACCUCACCGUGGGACCUGAUGAGAAGGCGGAUGGGUCCUUGAGGAAGACCACAGGGGGCUUUAGCUUUGAGGUGGACCACAGAGAGGUGACGGAGGUGCUGGUUCAUAUUGUGACAGAAGUGACUGUGUGGUUCAAGGUGCUGGUGUAUGCAGGCAGUCAGGUCACUCCCACCAGUCUGCUUGCGACAUUCCUUGUGCCUCAUGAUGUCCCUCCGAUUGCCAACCAGACUGACCAGUUUGACCUAGACUGUGCAGUUAAGCAGGCCCGUGUGAUCUGCCUCCCGACAUCCCUGCUGCAAAUCAUGGCUCAGCAUAGCCAGUCACCUAAGUGUGCCAUAAUCAUGAUGCUCGAGGCACCUCGUUUUGUCCAGAAGCCCAAUAACAUGCUCGUGAAAAUUUCUCUUUUUAGUGUUCACUGCUUGGGCAUGUAUGCGAUCCAGAGUGACUGGAGAGAAGAUUACUGCAGGCUUGGUGAGAGAACCACCUGGGAGAAAGUGCACUGUGUCUGCAAGGAUGUGGGACGGGCCAAGCGGCAACUGAGCAUAAAGAACCUGCCCAAUAUUCAGCUGCACACUCACUUCCUAACUGCCAAGGUCAUCGUGGUCCCUAAUCCCGUGGAUCUGCGCAUAAAGAACAUCAAGAACCUCGGCCAAAACCCUGUGACCCUCUUCACUGUGCUCUUCAUCAUGCUCCUAUACAUCAUCCUAGCUUUCUGGGCCUUGCAUAGGGAUGAGAUGGACCAGUUUCUCCGUGACAACAUCAUAAUCCUACCUGAUAAUGAUCCUUAUGAUAAGAUCUGCUACCUGGUCACUGUUUUCACAGGAAGUCGCUGGGGAUCUGGGACCAGGGCCAAUGUCUUUGUUCAACUUACAGGAACAGAGGGUGUGAGUACUGUGCACUGUCUAAGCCACCCAUACUUUACAACUCUCUACCGGGGGAGCAUCAACACUUUUCUCCUAACGACAAAAAGUGACUUGGGGGACCUGCAUUCCAUUCGUGUCUGGCACAACAAUGAGGGCACAUCCCCUAGCUGGUAUUUGAGUCGGAUCAAGGUAGAAAAUCUGUUUAGCAGACAGAUUUGGCUGUUCAUGUGCCGGACAUGGCUCUCUGUGGACACUGUUUUGGACAGAACCUUUCAAGUUAUCCCACCAGACAUGCCUCUGAGAAAAAGGGAUUUCUUCCUUAUUGAUGUAUCUAAAAAUCUUGCCAAAAAUCACCUAUGGUUCUCCAUUUUUGCCGGUGUGGUUGCCAGGCCAUUCAACCGGCUCCAGAGGCUGUCUUGCUGCUUAGCAUUAUUGCUAAGCACUCUUCUUUGCAAUAUUAUGUUCUUUAAUGCAAACAAAGAACAGGAGGACGGGUCCAGAGAUAUGCAGUACUUUAGAUCAAUGGCAAUAGGAAUUGAAAGUGCCCUCAUUACGGUCCCUGUGCAAUUAAUAAUAACCUUUCUGUUCAUCCAUUCCCAGAAGACACAUCAAGUGAGUCUAGACGAGGUGGCUCCUCACAAACAUCCGGUGAUGUCAGAAGAGACCGGUUACUGGGAUGAGCAUCUGAACACGUGGCACGCUCAAGAGACUGCUGAGGAACACUCCAAGGAGCUUGCGAAGCCCAAAUCCAAGCAGAAGCCCAAAUCCCAGAAAAAGGCCAAAUCCCAAGCAAAGACCAAGCAUGCAAAAGUAGAAGCCAAGGCCUCAGACAUCCGCAGAGCCAAUAAAAAUUUCAGUAACAAAACGGUAACAGAAGAUGCAGAGGUUUACUCUGAAUCAUCUUCUGAUGAGCAGCCUAAGUCUGUUCAAAAGAAGCGACAGAUUGUCCUGCCUUCAUGGUGUGUUUAUUUAGCUUGGUUCUUGGUUUACACCACUUCCAGCGUAUCUGCUUUCUUUAUCGUAUUUUAUGGACUGACUUAUGGCUAUGAGAAAUCGAUAGAAUGGCUCUUUGCCUCUUUUUGUUCAUUCUUCCAGUCUGUUUUUGUCGUGCAGCCUUCUAAAAUCAUACUGCUGUCUGGUGCCCGAACUAAUAACCCCAAGUUCUGCAAAAACAUCCCGUGGUCCACUAGGUAUCACUACAGUGAGAUCAAGCUCAACACGGCAAGUAUGGCCCCAGCAGAGAGGGAGAGGCUGCACCAUCACAUUGCUAAACUCCAAGCGUCCAGGAUGUACCAGCCCCUCACGGAAGAUGAAAUCAGAAUAUUCAAAAGGAAAAAGAGGAUCAAGAGAAGGGCCUUCCUCUUCCUGAGUUACCUCCUCACCCACUCUGUCUUCCUUGUCCUCCUGCUGCUGCUCGUCGGGCUGCUGCGCCACACUGACAGCUUCCACUACAACCAGUGUAUUCAUGAUCGCUUCUCUGUGGACCUGGAUUCUGUCACGAAGCUGGAGGACAUCUACAGGUGGCUUAACAGCGUGCCCGUGCCUCUGUUCCACAAUGACCAGAAUCCGACAUUCCUUCCAGACAGUUCGUCGAAAAUCCUCGGCCUUCCACUCCUGAGGCAAGUGAGAGCAAAAUCGGGUGAAAAGCUCUGUCUGCCCACCGCCAACUUCAAGCAGAACAGCACCAUGAAAGAACUCCAUUGCCGUCCCCAGUACAGUGUUGACCCAGAAGACACAAAAGACUAUUCUAGCUUUUGGAACGAAGUGACCAAGCGGCAGGUGGACAAGAAAGUCAGUGGCUUUACUUACAAGCCCCGGGAGACGCGCUGGGUAUACUACUCCCAUGGGCUGUUACACACCUACGGAUCGGGCGGCUAUGCCUUCUGGUUUUUCCCAGAAGAGCAGCUGUUUAAUUCCACAGUGAGGCUCAGCGAACUCCAAGCAAGCAGAUGGCUGGAUGAGAAGACAUGGGCUGUGGCUUUGGAACUAACGACCUUCAAUCCCGAUGUGAAUCUGCUCUGCAGCGUUUCUGUCCUGUUUGAGCUCUCUCAGCUAGGAGCUGUCAACGCGAGCCUCUCUCUGCACUCCUUCACACUUGCCGAUCUCAACCGGAAAACCUCAGCGGAAAUCUACCUGUAUGUGGCCAUUCUCAUAUUUUUUUUUGCCUACAUCAUUGAUGAAGUCUACAUCAUGACACGGGAGCGAGCUGCCUACGCGCAGAGUGUGUACAACCUCCUCAACUUGGCUUUGAAGUGCUUCUUUACCGCACUGCUUGUGCUGUUUCUCAGGAAGCACGUCUUGGCCAGCGGUGUGACAGAGUUGUACUUGUUGAACCCCAAAGACUUCAUUCCCUUUCAUGCGGUUUCUCAAGUGGAUCACACCAUGAGGAUCACUUUGGCUUUCCUGCUGUUCCUGACCAUUCUAAAGACCCUCAGAUAUUCCAGAAUCUUCUACGAUGUGCGCCUGGCUCAGAGGGCCAUCCAGACCGCCCUUCCUGGCAUCUGCCACAUGGCAUUGGUGGUGUCUGUGUAUUUCUUCGUGUACAUGGCUUUCGGGUAUCUGGUAUUCGGUCAGCACGAGUGGAAUUACAGCGACUUGAUCCACGCCACUCAGACCAUAUUCUCCUACUGCGUCUCAGCUUUCCAAAACACGGAGUUUUCCCACAACAGGGUUCUUGGGGUCCUGUUCCUGUCUUCCUUCCUGCUGGUGAUGAUCUGCAUCUUGAUCAACCUAUUCCAGGCCGUGAUCCUGUCUGCCUACGAGGAAAUGAAGCAGCCGGUAUAUGAGGAGCCAUCAGAAGAAGUGGAAGCCAUGACCUACCUGUGUCACAGGCUGAGGCCAAUGUUUGGCUUUAUGAGUCCCCAGCCGAGGGCCGAAGAGGAGCCCGAGUUCUUCAACGACAUGCAGUAUGGACAGCAGCCCGAGUUCCUCACCGAAAUGCUGUAUGGACAGCCUGAGAAGAAGAGCCACCGGUAUCUGGGGCUGAAGACCAGAAACAUCAAUGGGAAGAAGAGGGUUUACCUCGUGGUUUGACUUCAACAGGCACCAGGGCAGAGUUUCUCCCCAGACGCUGAGCUCAUGGCAUCA
Molecule: messenger RNA, 6831 nt
Organism: Ochotona princeps (American pika)
Lineage: Eukaryota; Metazoa; Chordata; Mammalia; Lagomorpha; Ochotonidae
Gene: PKDREJ
Product: polycystin family receptor for egg jelly
Exons: 2
Coding region: 1-6777 (2258 amino acids)
Biological process (GO): detection of mechanical stimulus
Cellular component (GO): membrane
Molecular function (GO): calcium channel activity; protein binding; calcium ion binding
Source: RefSeq, a predicted model, not a curated record